Molecule: messenger RNA, 933 nt
Organism: Cryptococcus wingfieldii CBS 7118
Lineage: Eukaryota; Fungi; Basidiomycota; Tremellomycetes; Tremellales; Cryptococcaceae
Exons: 1
Coding region: 1-933 (310 amino acids)
Source: RefSeq, a predicted model, not a curated record
AUGAGACCACUCACAGCCCUCGUCCUUCUUCCCUUCGCAUUUGCCACCCCCCAUGCCACUCCCUCAUUCUCCAUCCCAUCCCCAACCGCCACUGCAACACCUUCCCUUGGACCAACGCCCCUCCCAAAUCCUACAUACCAUCAAUUGAACGAGCGAUGCACCUCGGGUAGCUGCGGUGGCCCGGGUGGGGAGAGCACCCUCGAAGCCAAUACCAUCACCUCCACCAUAGUCUCAACUACAUCUGUCCCGUGCUACAUUACCACUUUCGUCACCGACUCUACCACCUCAACAUCGACCGUCUACUCGACCUCAACGAUCACCUCCACAGAGACCAAAGAAGGCACGGUCUACAUUAUCCAAUACUCACCUACCCCUAUCGUGGGGAGCACGAUGGUAGAAAGUGUCGUAGAGAUGACGGUGAGCUAUUUGAGCUACUGGGUGUCGAGCGACGGGUCGUAUUCGGAGAGUACAUCGACGGGAGAGUAUGCCACCGUAGGUGGCGGAGGCGAUUGCGAGGCUUGUGAACAGGCAUCGUCUUCAGCGGCUGCCGGGGGUUCUGGAGGUUCAUCUGGAUCGUCGCAAGACAGUGGAUGGGGUUCCGGCUCCGGCGGCUCGCUCUCUAGCUCAAACGGCGACGAUACGUCUUCCGCCCAAACAAUUGGCAGCGGCUCAGCAGAUGGCGGCUCCGCCUGGACUCACGCAACCAACGCCAAUAACGCCGCAGGGAUCUCUGCUACUGCCACCGCUGCUGAUGCUAGCAAUGCAGGGUGGGGCAACAGUGCUGGGUCAAAAACGGCUGUUGGCACGAGCGGGUCGAGUGAUGGGUGGGUUAAUGGGAGUGCGGGGGAGAAGAUGAGGCCGAUGAGGCGAUGGGGAGUCAUUGUAGCGGUGCCGUUGAUGAUGGCGGGGUACUGGUCGGUAAGUGUUUACUGA